AAAGGUUUACGUUAUUCCCCUGAAACAAAAGAGAAUAAUAUCAAAAUAGAAUCAGAAGAGUCAAGAUAAAACGACUGAAGAUAUAGAAAUGCCCAAACCCCAUGAUCAAUCAUGAUAAGCGAGAAUUGUAUAGUAUAGAGGGGCCUCACCCAGCCUGGCCCCUUCCAGUCUCCCCACAGUGUCCAUCUCGAGACUCGAGUUCGAUCCGUCUUUCAACCAACCAUUGUCCCAUUGUACCCCACCAUCACUGCUACUGCAGUAGCAUCCAAUCGUUUCUUAAACCCCCCUGCGAAGAAGCACAGACCAUCUUGCAGAACCCUUCAUAUCAACUGAGCUCGUUACUCCCAUCCGUUCAGACAGAUACAAAGUCCGAAAUGGCAGUCAUUUCCCUCCCUCCAGAUCCCGAAGCCAUCCAUCAUAUCUCUAAACGAAGCAACUGGGCCAGCCACGAAGCAGGUGUCAUCGUCGUCUUCUGCGUAGUCUUCAUUGUCGUUACCGGUGUCCUUGGUGUCUUUAUUGGCCGCGCCAUUUCAAGACGCAAAAUCAGUCGCUCAGUUGUAUAAAGGACAGUGAUGAAGGCCGAUGCUGUCGAUAUGAUAAUGCUCGUUGAUGAGAGGAACGUGGAUCUGGGCACGUUCAUGAACCAUGACGCUUACAUUCCUAUGCUGGAGAAUUGAAGGGGGAUGAAACACUUGCUC
Messenger RNA from Amorphotheca resinae ATCC 22711, 698 nucleotides. RefSeq lists its product as hypothetical. Lineage: Eukaryota; Fungi; Ascomycota; Leotiomycetes; Helotiales; Amorphothecaceae. The transcript is spliced from 4 exons. The coding region runs from base 102 to 563 and encodes 153 amino acids. The record is from RefSeq and is a predicted model, not a curated record.